Suillus plorans is the source of this 524-nucleotide messenger RNA. RefSeq lists its product as uncharacterized. The transcript is spliced from 4 exons. The record is from RefSeq and is a predicted model, not a curated record. NCBI's taxonomy places the organism in Eukaryota, Fungi, Basidiomycota, Agaricomycetes, Boletales, Suillaceae. The annotation marks the transcript as partial.
ACGCAGCCAGUCCGCGUUGCGUUAUGGCCCAUCACCGCGAUCCUUGCAUUUCGCGCGGCGGCAUCGCUAGACAUGUGCAUGGAGCAACCGAAACUCGUCUUUUUGAAUAUCGACCUGCAGCACGCACCUUUGAAUGGACAGACGGAACCCUUUAUUCGUGUGGCUCGCCGAUCGUCAACCGACGUGCCAAAGCGAAAUCUUGUGCUCGACGCAAUUGAAAUGGUAUGCAACUCUCGAGGCUGUGGGUGGGACUGGUCGCAGGGACUGUACAUCCCGCCUGAGACACAUCCUACAUCGUCAGGAUUGGCCUUUGUUACAUCCGCCCUAGUUUCUGGUCUAAAGCACUCAUUUCUUUGUGGCGCAAUUCACUCUGCCAUGAAGUCUUUCUCUCCAGAUACAUUUGGAUCUGCUGAUGGUGGUACCAUCUUCGACGACUCACUUUCCCCACACCUCCUGCCAUUUGGAAUGAUGGGCACUGGGAUGGUCAUUGAGCGUGCUGUUAGACAGGUGACUGGAUGGGAUGG